This is a messenger RNA of Macrosiphum euphorbiae (potato aphid), 765 nucleotides long. The record is from the annotation of a GenBank genome assembly. Lineage: Eukaryota; Metazoa; Arthropoda; Insecta; Hemiptera; Aphididae.
AUGUCGAGAUUAGCAGCAGUCAUAUUCGCGGUGGCGAUCGCGUCCUCGUCGGUAGCGGCUGAACGGCCCGAAGCCCGCAAAAUCGAUACCGGCCUCGGAGAUUUCAAAGUGGUUUUCAAAGUUUUUCAGGACUGUUCAAAGGCGCAAUUCGGACCGUGUCUCAAGCACAAGUUACUGACGGCCCUCGACCGGAUCAGCGAGCAACCGGAAAUGGAAUUGUUCGAUGGCGUCCGAUUAGUCAAAGACCCGGCUGUUGCUCUAAACGACGUCGCCCAUGACAUAUCCUCUGCCAGGUCUGCCGGUGAUGACGAAACGGCCAUCCUGGACACGCUGGUUGUUGACAGAGUGGUGAACUUUUUCAAAAGUCGCAGCCUCCAGUUCAAACUUCUCGACAACGAACCCAGAGAAAUGGCCGAUGGUCGCAAAAAGAGCAACAAGUACAACUCGAUGCUCAUGUACCCGUUCAUGAUGGGGGGCAUGACCAUUCCGCUGGCGUUCGGCGUGCUCGCCCUGUUGGCCGGCAAGGCUCUGAUCAUCGCUAAGCUGGCGCUGGCCCUGUCCGCCAUCGUGGGUCUGAAAAAGCUGUUCGGCGACCAGGGGGGCAGCAGCCACGAGCACAUCACGUACGGUGGAAGCGGUGGCCACUACCGCAGGAGCCUGCCCGGCGAACCGGUGGCAGCGUCCAACAUGGCGUACAGCUCUUACAUGCCCGUCUACGAGGAGCCCAUCCGGAGCACCACGUCGAACGCGAUCCCCAUGAGAUGA